AUGACCAGAACCUCCGUUUUAGCUGAUGCUUUGAACGCCAUCAACAACGCCGAAAAGACCGGUAAGCGUCAAGUUUUGAUCAGACCUUCCUCCAAGGUCAUCAUCAAGUUUUUGCAAGUUAUGCAAAAGCACGGUUACAUCGGUGAAUUCGAAUACAUUGAUGACCAUAGAUCUGGUAAGAUCGUUGUUCAAUUGAACGGUAGAUUGAACAAGUGUGGUGUUAUCUCUCCAAGAUUCAACGUUAAGAUUGCUGACGUCGAAAAGUGGACUGCUAACUUGUUGCCAGCUAGACAAUUCGGUUACGUUAUCUUGACCACCUCUGCUGGUAUUAUGGACCACGAAGAAGCUCACAGAAAGCACGUUUCUGGUAAGAUCUUGGGUUUCGUCUACUAA
Kluyveromyces lactis is the source of this 393-nucleotide messenger RNA. It is a transcript of the gene RPS22A, whose product is annotated as 40S ribosomal protein uS8. Lineage: Eukaryota; Fungi; Ascomycota; Saccharomycetes; Saccharomycetales; Saccharomycetaceae. Gene Ontology annotation, molecular function: structural constituent of ribosome. Gene Ontology annotation, cellular component: ribosome; cytosolic small ribosomal subunit. The record is from RefSeq and is a predicted model, not a curated record. The transcript has a single exon. Gene Ontology annotation, biological process: translation. The coding region runs from base 1 to 393 and encodes 130 amino acids.